AGAUGAUGGAUGGAUGGAUGAGAGCCCAGGAUGACGACUGAAGACUGAAGAGGGACCCCUUUUCUUCUUCCCACCACCUGUCUGCUACUCUGUAGCACAGCCUCUGUCAGAACACUGAAGGAGGCACUGGUGGCUGGGCGGUGGGAAAGGCGAGGUUGAGGGGAGCUGAGGAAGGAGAGUGGAGAGGAGGAGGGCCUUGGAGGCAGAGAGGAGGGGCGGCGGGCUCCCGGGGAGCCUGGCGCUGGCAGAGGCGCUGGCGGUUAGAGGACCGAUGUCGCUGCCACCGCCUCCUCCUCGCGGGCCGGAGCUGCGUCGCCCGGGCUGAGCCGCAGCCGCAGCCGCAAGCCGAGCGGCCGCCGGGCGCGCCCGCAACACGGGAGGAUGGGCUGCGGCGGGAGCCGAGCCGAUGCCAUCGAGCCCCGCUACUACGAGAGCUGGACCCGGGAGACCGAGUCCACCUGGCUCACCUACACCGACUCGGACGCGCUGCCCAGCGCCGCAGCCACGGACAGCGGCCCCGAGGCGGGCGGCCUGCACGCGGGUGUGCUGGAAGACGGACUGCCCUCUAACGGUGUGCUCCGACCCGCAGCCCCAGGUGGAAUAGCCAACCCAGAGAAGAAGAUGAACUGUGGGACACAGUGUCCCAACUCACAGAGCCUCAGCUCAGGCGCUCUGACCCAGAAACAGAAUGGCCUCUGGACCACAGAGGCUAAAAGGGACGCUAAGCGAAUGUGUGCAAGAGAAGUCGCUAUUAAUGUCACAGAGAAUAUCCGGCAGAUGGACAGAAGUAAAAGGGUUACCAAGAACUGCAUCAAUUAGCAGUGCCUGGGUGUGGAAGCACAUGAACUUCUUGGUGGAGUCCAGUCAAAGAAUCCUAAAGAAAUGGGUGUCACUCGCUGAACGUGGAUGCCCCUGAGCAAAACAUGGCCACCCACGCUGUGAUGGCCAUCUCCGUUUCCUGUUUAUUACAUACAGAAAAUACAUCGAAAAGUCUUGAAAUA
This is a messenger RNA of Arvicanthis niloticus (Nile rat), 1001 nucleotides long. RefSeq names its product BAALC binder of MAP3K1 and KLF4 (gene Baalc). NCBI's taxonomy places the organism in Eukaryota, Metazoa, Chordata, Mammalia, Rodentia, Muridae. Gene Ontology annotation, cellular component: cytoplasm. The record is from RefSeq and is a predicted model, not a curated record.